UGGGGCUUCGACACACUAUGAAUGGGGCAGCAACAGGCAGCCGGCAGCCGGGCGGAGCGGUUGAUGUCAGCCGCUGAGCGCGGCGUUGGGGGGAUUGAUCUGGAGGUUAGGCAGCUGCUGGCUGAAUGUUAACAAGGCUCUCAGCUCUCCGUCGGUCCUGUGAGUCAUACGGAUUGUGGAGCCGUGGCGCUCCAGCUCCAUUGAGGUGGUGCGGCAGCAGCCGUGGCGGAGAGUGUGUGUGAGUGUGUUUGUGUGUGUGCGUGGAGUUGGGGGGGUUGGGGAGAGUGCGCUAGCUGUGUUUAGCAUGCUAAUAGAGGCUCUUUGUGACUGGAGCGGAGGGGGCUGCGAGAGAAUGCCGCUGAUUUUGUGAAUGGGGCCGUGAUCGCAGCUGGGGACGGGUUCAGAAGAUUCCGUCAGCAUCAGCGCUAAUUCAGCCUCAGCGCUAAUUCAGCCUCGGAGAUAAAUGUCCCUCGCUCACUCGGAGAGGGAGGUUAAUGAAUUACAGCUAGCUCAAUGGGUGCCGAGCGAUGGAAGGGAGGAGGAAGCAAGGUGGUGAAUCUCGCUGAUGCAGGAUGUGAAUGACAUUCAGGAAGACUGUGAUGCUGUGAUGCUGCUGCCCUGCUACGCUGAGGUUAAAGGCUCUUUGGGGAGGAUGUGAUGGGGCGGCCUCCGAGGCUCUAGACUCACCUGAGUUGGGAGCAUGUUCUAGACCAGUACCUACACAGCAACAAUGAAGAGCCUAGGGGCCAACCGAAGCCGCCACCUGUCGGACUCCUGUGGGCCAACAGCUGGUCCACAGGAGCCAAUAUGCCCCCUGACCCCGGACCCCCAUGCCACGUACCUGCUCACUCCCACCAUCAACCACUAUGGCACCCUGGAUCCCCACAUGCAUCACUUCGCACCCACCAGCCCCGUCCCAGUCAGCCCAAUGGCUCUGCAGCCAGACUGUUUGGUGCCGCUCAACAACCAGCUGACCACCAGCAGCACCUUCCCCACCUUCCAGUUCCCCACCCAGGCUGAGCAGAGCGAGUACGCACAGCAGCAGGGCUGUCUGGCUCAGACGGGCAGUCGUGCCGGCACUCUCACCAGUUCCAUGUCUAUGGGAAUGAGCCUGGGCCUGGGCCUCACAGCGCCCCCUAUGAUCAGCAGCGGGACGGCGACCAUCUCCUCGGCGGCGGCGGCCAAGAUGAACCGGCUUCCCGCCAGCCUGUUGGACCAGCUGGAGCGGCACCUGCCCCUGCAGCGAGACGGUUUCAGCACCCUGCAGUUCCACCGGCGCAGCCGCAGCACCAAACACGCUCGCAGCGAAAGCCCUGGUCGCAUCCGCAACCUGGUGCACUCAGUGCAGAAGCUGUUCGCCAAGUCCCAGUCCCUGGAGGGUUCAGCCGCCAAAGGUGCCGGGGGUCAGGGCACAGACGGCAACAAGACUACUCGUCGCAGUAAGAGCAAAGACCACGCCAAGACUGAGGGAACUAAGCGGCGGCCGCGUCCCAACCUGUCUGGAUUUUGGAGCUCAGACGAUGCACUGGAGGACGAAGCAACGAGCCCACCGCCGACUGGCACGGUGGCCGUAGCUUACCGGAACCCCCUGACCAUGAUGACUCUGGGCCGGGCCGUGUCUGAUAGCCAGGCGGCACCCAGGCACCACGCGUUACAGGGCUACAACACCAUCGCCACGCACUCGCUUAAGUCCUCUAAGAGCAGCGGGGACCUGAAGCCCCAGGUCACAGCGACACUUUCAGUCGGCGCAGUGGUGCCCCCUGUUUCUGGUCACGUGAUUGAUACCGCAUUGGUUAAGAGAGGCUCGUGGUCAACGCUAACGCUCAGCCAGGCCAGACAGGUGCUGCAGAAGGGCACGGCCACUGUUAACCGGACGCUACUUAAGACCAAGUCCUGCCACCAGGAGCUGGCCUGCAACUUCCUACAGGUGCCUCUGGGGGACUGGAGUGGGACGCUGGGUCGUGGAGGUGGUGGAGGUCCGGGGGAGAUCCCCUGCAGAAGGAUGAGAAGCGGCAGCUACGUAAAAGCCAUGGGGGACAUGGAGGACAGCGAGGGAUCGGAAAGCCCUCCCUCUCCAAAACCCUCGCCGAAAACUGCCGCCCGCCGCCAGAGCUACCUGAAGGCCACUCAGCAUUCCCUCAGCGAGCAGCAGCCACCCCCACUACCACGCAACUGCUUGCCAUCUCUGCGUGAGAUGACCACCAACCGCAGCCUGGAUAACCUGGACUGUCUGGUGGGACCGAGCGAAAUUCAGCACUGGGAGCCGGAGCCGAGGCUACCUCAGGGCUGCUCCACCUUGGGCCGAAGCGCUGGAAUCUGUCAGGUGGAGCAGGGCUACCUGUGCACGACGGCGUACCGACAGCUGGACUCGCACUCGGUGGAGGCGCUGGACCUGCCCACACCCACCUGCUUUCGGUCGCGCAGCCACAGCUACCUGCGGGCCAUCCAGGCCGGCUGCUCACAGGACGACGACACGGCCUCCCUGACCUCCGACGAGCCCCCGACGCCGCCCGCCAUGACCAACACCAACACCUAUAAGAAGACUCCGCCCCCUGUCCCUCCACGCUUCGCCUCCAAACCCCUCAUCGCAGUGACCAUUCAGAGUAGCACUGAGUCGGCCCAGGACACGUACCUGGACAGCCAGGACCAGCGUAGCGAGGCCAACAGCCAAUCGGGACGCAGCAACUCCUCGGACAGCGUCACCAGCUCCAGAACGGGGAGUCUGGCCAAGGGAGCUAAGAGGCCGCCCCUGCUCCCCCAGGUUCCAGUUCCGGCACCUCGGGAGCCCCCCUUGCCCCUGCCUGUGCCCCUGCCCAGCGCCCGGGUCAGCAGCCCACCCCUUUCUCUACCCCCCCUCCCAAUCCCAGAGGCCAAAACUGUAAGCAUCAGUCUCACGCCGGACGAGCCCCAAGCGCUGCCCAGGAGAAAACUCUCCUCCAUCGGCAUCCAGGUGGACUGUGUGCAGCCGGUACUGAGAGAGGAGCAGACCCCCACGACCAAGUUCCAGUCCAUCGGCGUGCAGGUGGAGGACGGCAGGCCGCUCAGUCGCUUCAGUAGCAUGGCUUCCAGACAGGAGACGACGGAGACGGAGUCUCAGGACCAGUCGGACGGUAAACCUUCAGAGAAAAGCUCCACCUGCUGCACCACUCAGACAGAGAGUUUUUCAGAAGGCUGUGGAGUCAACAGGACUCAGAAACCCCUUAAAAUCGGGGCCAUCCGCUCCAUCUCAGGGUCCAUCACUGAGAGUCUGGACCCAGCACUGGAUCCUUCUUCUCUGCCCCCUCCUGAUCCGUCCCUGCAGAGCAGCAGCAGCGCCGGGGCCAGCGGCAGCAGCGUGAACGGCACCGCAGAGCAGCCCGGAGCAGCUACGGCCUGCCUCAGGGACGGCCACUGGUUCCUCAAACUCCUGCAGGCGGAGACGGGCCGCAUGGAGGCCUGGUGCCAGCAGAUGGAGCAGGAGAGCAAAGAGAAAAAGCUCUCAGAAGAAGUGCUGGGGAAGAUCCGCAGUGCAGUGGGCAGUGCGCAGCUCCUCAUGUCUAAGAAGUUCCAGCAGUUCCGAGGCCUGUGUGAGCAGAACCUGGAUGUGAACGCUCAGCCGCGCCCCAUGGCUCAGGACCUGGCUGGAUUCUGGGAUCUGCUGCAGCUCUCCAUAGAAGACAUCAGUAUGAAGUUUGAUGAGCUCCACCUGCUCAAAUCCAACGACUGGAAACUGCCUGAGAGUAGCAACAAGAAGGAGGAGAAGAAGCAGCAGCCCACGUCUACCACGCCGAAGAAGACUUUAAAGCCGAAGCCCGCCGCAGUCAAGGAGAAGAGCAGCAGCAGCGACUCUGCUGCGGACAAGCAGCGGCAGGAAGCCAGGAAACGGCUGAUGGCCGCCAAGCGCGCGGUGUCAGAGCGACAGAACUCCGCCACGGAGAGCGCAGACAGCAUCGAAAUCUACGUCCCCGAGGCCCAGACACGGCUCUGAGAACCAGCGAGCGAGAGAGAGAGAGAGAGAGAGAGAGAGAGCAAGAGCGAGCGAGAGAGACACACACCUGCACCUACACCCUCGUUCACUCACUCACUCUCUCAUACACACACAAACACACACACAUACACAUAUACCCAAACCUGCCCAAACCUGCAGUCGCAUCUGCCUCUUCAAUAAGGAACAUUAUUAGCAAGGCUCUGACCCUCAUGGACACACUGAGUGGUGAGAUGCCCAUGUGGGGGCGGUAGUAGUCUCUACAGAGUCUCUACAGAGAGGCAGAAUGAAUGAUGAAGGGUAGGGGUGGUGGUGUGAAGGGUGUUGUGAAGUGUUGUGUGGUGGGUGGAGUCAGGACAGGGUGGGGUUAGGGCUGGGGGCGGAUCGUACAGAAUGGAGCACAGCAAAAAAACAAAAAAUAAAUAAAUAAACAAAACACACGCCAGAAGUAAGAAAAAGCAAACUGUGACGGAUGCCACAGAAGAACCUCCGUGUGACGUUGGAUAGCGUCUUUCUUCUUGUUAUAUUGAGUAUUACUAUUCUAAAAGGCUGUAAUUAUCUCAUGGAAUAUAUCUGAACUUUUUUUCGUCUGUAAAUUGUGUUAAUAUCUCGCUGCGUCGAGUGUGGGUGUGUGAGAGAGAGUGCGUAUGUAUGUGCGCUUGAGUGUGUGUGUGUGUGUGUGUGUGUGUAUGUAUGUAUGUAUGUAUGUAUGUGUGUUUUCAAGAAUCCUGAACCCUUUACUCACUCCAUGCAAUUGAAGCCAGACCCAUCAAGCUAUGAGCGCUACAGACAGAAGAUCACGCACUCAGGAUUAUUCUGCACGUGUGCACUUGUCUUUUUUUGUUUCAUCCACGCGGUCUUCCUAUUUGUACCACAUCAACACGUGAAUUGUUUUUUUUUUAUUAUUAUUGUUAUUAUUUUUGUUAUAAUUAUUAUUAUUAUUAUUUCUUCUAUGCUCGUUAUGUCUUACAAUCAUCCAAUCAGAUCUUUCAGAGGUGUGUUCCAGGGCCAGAUGUAGAAUCCAAUCCAAUGCAAUUCAACGAUGCAUUUCAGUGAAAUGUAGGUACAUGAAUGUGUUUAGACUUCUUUAGAUUAGCGAUGCAGAAUCGUGCGGUACGUCGUUUUGUUUAUUUGUUUGUAUUUUGUUUGAUUGUCGCUUUUUGUGAGGACCAUCGAUGAAUUCAAUCCCAGCAGUGGGUAUCGCACGUGGGUAUCGAAGGUUCUCAGCUAAAACCGAUGUGGGAGAAAGAGAGAAAAAGAGAGCGAGGACAUUUUGUUCAUCAUUCCUGUUGAUGUAUUUAUUAUUUUAUUUUAUUUUUAGUAUGUGUUUUUUUUUUUUUUUAGUUUAUUUUCAUUAGUUUGAACUCUCAUGUGAUUUGACUGCUGCACUUACAGCAAUGGGAGAAUUCUGCACUUCAACAGAGAGGCUUUAAAUGAUUGCUCAACCACUGUAUGCAUGUGUGAGAUGCAUAUAUACUACAGUCGUGUCCAAAGGUUUUGGCAACCCUAAUUUUCCAAGUGAACAAAUACACUCCAAGAAAAAGUUCAAUUUGGUUAAAGUUAGAUUUUUUUCUUGAGCUUGAUUUUGGAUCAUUGCUGUUGGGAUUUAAUGGCAUUUGGUUCUAUGAGCAUUCGUAAGAUUAGUUUCUCAGCUAUGCUACAAUACUAGGACCCUUCUACCUACCACAUGGCCUUGGACAUUUAGACUUGAGGCUUGUGUGUGGCAGUGCUUUUAUAUAGCAAUUAAACAAGUAGUGUGUGCACAUGACUAAAUAACGUGAAAACAGUACCAGUCAAAAGUUUCUGCAUUGUGGAUAAAUACUAAAGUCAUUCAAACUAUGAAGAAAACAUAUGGAAUUAUUAAGUUAAACAAACCAGAAUAUAUUGUCUGUUUUAGAUUCUUUAAACUAGCAUCUCUUGCUUAGAUUAGACAGUUUUGCACAUCUUGGAUGGAUUUUCUCAGUCAGUUUUGUGAAGUAGAGUCACCUAGAAUUCAGGCUUUCAGUUAACAGCUGUGCUGAACUUGUCAAGAGUCAAAUAUGUAAAUUUCUUGCCUCCUAAAAAUGUGUUUAAAAGCAUUAGUUGUAAAGUUGUGAAGAGGUAGAGCUGGUAUACAGUAAAUAGCCCUAUUUGAAUAAUGCUCUAAUCUAUUUUAUAGCAAGAACUACUCAACUAAGUAAAGAACAAAAAUAACUAAGGGUGUUUUCACACCUGUAGUAUGUUUCUCUGGUCCAAAUUAGUUGAUGAGUUUGUUUACUUGGAGCUUUUCUCCCUCUGUUUGGUUUGGUUUCACACAGGCAUAAACCAAAACGCAUCCAAUGAACCACACAAGCACACCGUCUCCUCUGAUUGGUCAGAGCUGUCUGACGUGGGAGUAAAUAUAAAUAUGCUUAAAACGCUAUGCUUUAAAACAGUGUUAAAAUGAAGAUCAGUCCAUCUGAACAAAAUUUGCAGUCUCAAAACCCACCAAAAAUGUCAUGAUGAAACUGGCUCUCAUCAGGACCACCCCAGGAAAGUAAGAGCAAGAGUUUUAUCUGUUGCACAGAAUUAGAUCUUCAGAGUUACCAGCCUCAGAAACUACACGUUAUGAGCUUCCCAGAUAUGAGCCACCUCAACGCUUCACAAAGUAUUUUGGUUUGUUUUUUUAACACUUUUUUUAAUUCCUUGUUUUUUUUUUUUCAUUGUCUGGGUGACCUCCGUAUUCAUUCAUAAUGUAGGGAAAAAAGAAAAACAUUGAAUGGGAAGGUGUGUUUAAAGUUUUGAUGUGUAUGAAAUGGCAAAUAUGUCAGAUUAGACUUUAGAUGAGAUAUGAAUGCAUUUCAAUAUGCCAAAGGAUGCCAAAACCUUUGCAGACGAGUGUAACACUGUGCAUGUUCUCUGUUUUUAGACGUUCAUACACUCUCCUCCAGCACUUCACUCAGAUCAUCUCUCAUGGCUCCGGCCCAUGAUUUUGCUUUGUUUUACUGAAUAUUUUCUCUGAUUGUUUACUUUUCCACUAUUUUCUUUUGUAAUUGUAGUUUUUUUUUUGUCUCUGUACUUUAGUUGACUUUUUGUUUGAACUUCAGUUUGGAUGUCAUUCCAUGAUUCCUUAUUUCCAUGCUUCCAUGAUCUGUACUUCCUCCCCCUGUUGUUGAUCCUGCUCCAGUGCUUCAUGAAUGUAGGUGUGAACAGUUGUUGCAGCUGAACGGUAUGAGUAGAUUAACUGAGCUGGAGCAGCAUUUAUUUCCCACCACGCUACGACAUUCCUGUGUGUUUCCAUAUACAACGGCCUGCUGAGGCCACAGAUUUGGGUUCUUAAAUUUUUAUAUUGGAUAUUAAAACAAACAAAAAUCUCCCUUUA
Molecule: messenger RNA, 7304 nt
Organism: Astyanax mexicanus (Mexican tetra)
Lineage: Eukaryota; Metazoa; Chordata; Actinopteri; Characiformes; Acestrorhamphidae
Gene: dlgap4a
Product: discs, large (Drosophila) homolog-associated protein 4a
Exons: 13
Coding region: 731-3967 (1078 amino acids)
Biological process (GO): signaling
Cellular component (GO): postsynaptic specialization; glutamatergic synapse
Molecular function (GO): molecular adaptor activity
Source: RefSeq, a predicted model, not a curated record